CCAGCAUUUCACUUGUAUGAAAAAGUGACGACAAGUUCCCUAGUUUGGGACAGAAUUAGGCCAAAGGUUGGCGUGGCCAAGAUGUUUCGUAAAACUGGCUUGGAAGAAAACAGUGAGAUGGUAAAAGCUGACAAGUCUCAAUUUCAAGCACUUAUUAAUCAAAUUGGUUAAAUGAUAAACUCUUGGGGGACUGUGGUUGUGAGUUGUUUCUGGUGACAUGGUCCAUCCUUGGCUGACAGCCAGGAGCCACGUUUUCAGAGAAUGACGUAACAGACAGGCCUCUUUUGCUCCGGUCAGUGGGAUGGACCAGAACAGAAGAAGAGUAUUUAAGAAGUGAAGAUGCAUUCUGGAAAAUUAGAGAUCUCACAGAGAUCUUGUAGUGAGCAGCACUUAACUACCCAAGAAGACCAGCCAAAUCCUGUUCAAAGAUAAAUACAGAGUCUUACUCAGAAAAUUGGCUAUUUUUAUCACCUGUCAUAUAGCCAGAUUCCCCUCACCAUCUGGCAAGAAGCAGCAAUGCCAUCCCAGCUGCAGAAACAGAGGAGCAUCCCCCCAAAGGUUGUCCAGGGGGACCUGAAGACUCUGGCACUAGAUGCAAGGAAUUUCAUUGAAAGCAAUGCCAGGCUAUGCCAGCCAGAGGCCAUCCACAUCUGUGAUGGCUCGGAGGAUGAGAACAAGAAGAUCCUCGAGCUCAUGGAAGAACACGGCAUGAUUAAAAAGCUUGGGAAAUAUGAGAACUGCUGGUUGGCUUGCACAGAUCCAAGAGAUGUAGCAAGAAUUGAAAGCAAAACUGUCAUUGUCACUCAGGAGCAGCGAGACACCAUCCCACUCCCCAAAAGUGGAGUAAGCGAGUUGGGACGCUGGAUGUCAGAAGAAGAUUUUGAGAAAGCCUUUAGUGUCAGAUUCCCUGGCUGCAUGGCAGGACGCACCAUGUAUGUCAUUCCAUUCAGCAUGGGGCCAAUUGGUUCUCCUUUGUCAAAGUUUGGGAUUCAACUGACGGAUUCUCCUUAUGUGGUGGCCAGCAUGAGAAUCAUGACACGGAUGGGAACAUCGGUCCUAGAAGCUCUUGGCAAUGGUGAAUUUGUAAAAUGCCUCCAUUCUGUUGGGUGUCCUUUACCUUUAAAAAGGGCUCAGGUAAAUAACUGGCCAUGUAACCCAGAUUUGACUCUAAUUGCUCACAUCCCCGAUCACAGAGAAAUCAUUUCUUUUGGAAGUGGUUAUGGAGGAAAUUCCCUGCUUGGAAAAAAGUGCUUUGCUCUCAGGAUUGCCAGUAGGAUUGCCAAGGAAGAGGGCUGGCUUGCUGAACACAUGCUGAUCUUAGGCAUCACAAACCGAGAGGGUGAAAAGAAAUACUUUGCUGCAGCUUUCCCUAGUGCAUGUGGAAAAACCAACUUGGCCAUGAUGAAUCCAACUCUGCCAGGAUGGAAAAUUGAAUGUGUUGGGGAUGAUAUUGCUUGGAUGAAAUUUGAUGACCAAGGUAAUUUGAGAGCAAUCAAUCCAGAGAAUGGCUUUUUUGGAGUUGCUCCUGGUACAUCACUGAAAACCAACCCCAAUGCUAUGAAGACGAUUCAGAAGAACACCAUCUUCACCAAUGUAGGGGUAACCAGUGAUGGAGAUGUCUAUUGGGAAGGCAUUGAUAAACAGCUUGAACCAGGAGUGACACUCAUGUCAUGGAAAAACAAAGAAUGGACUGUCAAGAAUGAGGAACCUUGUGCACACCCAAAUUCCCGAUUCUGCACCCCUGCCAGCCAGUGCCCAAUUAUUGAUCCUGCCUGGGAGGCUCCUGAAGGAGUACCAAUUGAGGGGAUCAUAUUUGGAGGACGGAGACCUGAAGGUGUUCCUCUGGUCUAUGAAGCCUUCAACUGGCAGCAUGGAGUAUUCAUAGGUGCGACAAUGAGAUCAGAAGCAACAGCUGCCGCUGAGCAUAAAAGUAAGGUAAUCAUGCAUGACCCUUUUGCCAUGAGACCCUUCUUUGGUUACAACUUUGGCCAGUAUCUUGCCCACUGGCUCAGCAUGGCCCAUCGGCCUGGUGCAAAACUGCCAAAGAUCUUCCAUGUCAAUUGGUUCCGGAAAGAUAAGCAAGGAAAAUUCCUGUGGCCGGGAUAUGGUGAGAAUUCUCGUGUGCUGGAAUGGAUGUUCAACCGAAUCCAAGGAGAGGACUGUACUCAGCUCACUGCCAUUGGCUAUGUCCCGAGUGACACGGGCUUGAACUUGAAAGGCUUGGAAGGCAUCAACAUGCAAGAACUGUGUGAUGUUUCCAAAGACUUCUGGGAAAAGGAGGUAGAAGAGAUCAAGAAAUACUUUGAAGAGCAAGUAAAUGCUGACCUUCCCUAUGAGAUGGAACGAGAGCUUCUUGCACUGGAGCAAAGAAUAAAACAGAUAUAAAAAGCAGCUAGAGCAGAGUAUUUAGAUUGCUCUGGACUUGGAAAGGGAGGGGGGAAAUAAAUAAAUCUCAGCCAUGCAUUGCCUAUGGACUUGAAGCUCAAAAGUGCCAAGAUUGGCAGAAAGAUUUGACCAGGACUGUCACAUCUAAAGACUGAUUAUAUAGCUUCCAGCAUUUCACAAAUGAAAACUGGGACACAUGUGGCCAAACAAUAUCAGAGUGUGGUCAAGAUGUUAUUGAUAAACAUUAUUUAAAAAGUUAUUGAUGAAGAACAACAGUGAAGCUAGGCCAAGCAGCAGGAGCAGUUUGCUUUUGCCUGAGCUUACUAGGAAGAUAACAAGUCUACUCCUCUCCUCUCUUCUCCUCUCCUCUUGUUUUAAUUGACUUCAUACUACUUUUGCACUUUAAAUUAAUUUUGCUGAAAUUGAAGUAAGUUGAGAAAUGGUGAAAGAGGAAAGAGAAAGUGGGACAUUUUUAAAAAGCAGCUGAAAAAGUGGGACAGCAGCAGAUAAAUCAGGACUGUUCUUGCCAAAUCAGGACAACUAGAGGGUAUGUAAUUAUAGUUCACCGUUUUUUAGACUUCACUUGAUGAGCGAUUGAAGCAGUUGUUAUGAAGCUUUCUUUCGUGGUAAGCUUCCCUCCACAGAUAAAUACUGUACUCAUGCUGGAAAGAAAGGUAUCCCAGGAUAGCUGAUUUUCACCUGUAAUAUACAUGAGUGUUCCUCAGUGUGGGUACUUUCCUUCCUUCCAUCUCUAUUAACUUUAUUGUAGCAAGUAAAAAAAUCUUCACUGCAGUUAGUAGGAAGGGAAAGAAUCAGAGCUUUAAAAUGUAUUAUUUUUUUUUUUUACUACUGUUCCCAGAGUUCUCCAGCCAGCAUGGCCACUGUCUGGGAGAUUGUGGAAGCUGUAGUCCAGUUAAUAAUAAUAAUAAAUUUUAUUUAUAUA
This is a messenger RNA of Sceloporus undulatus (fence lizard), 3328 nucleotides long. It is a transcript of the gene PCK1, whose product is annotated as phosphoenolpyruvate carboxykinase 1. Gene Ontology annotation, cellular component: cytosol; mitochondrion. NCBI's taxonomy places the organism in Eukaryota, Metazoa, Chordata, Lepidosauria, Squamata, Phrynosomatidae. The transcript is spliced from 10 exons. Gene Ontology annotation, biological process: propionate catabolic process; cellular response to glucose stimulus; cellular response to insulin stimulus. Gene Ontology annotation, molecular function: phosphoenolpyruvate carboxykinase (GTP) activity; manganese ion binding; GTP binding. The record is from RefSeq and is a predicted model, not a curated record. Bases 517 to 2385 code for a protein of 622 amino acids.